CUCUCUCCCUUUUCUACUUGUUACAGAAGCGUCAUCGAAAUAUUGUGUCACCUUUGCUGAAGCCGCAAACUUCUCUCUGAUGAUGACAGCACGCGCCUUGAAUAAGCAAUUUGCAUUCAUAAAACGUUAUUGUUAGCUAGCGAAUAUAAAUAUGGGUGAACUCUGUUUAUAUGGAAGUGAUAUUUGUGCUAUAGCUUAAUUAUUGUUCAUGAUUAGACUUUUAAAUAUGUAAAUACUAGAAAAGAAUUUGUCGAAUGAAGAUAAUAACUAUCAACUGUAAAAUAAUACGAUUGCCACGUAUAUAGAUAUUAUUUAUUUGGCAAACGGAUUUAAAGUUCCCGCCAAAGUAAACGUGACGCAAAAUUGCAUAGCAAGACAUAUGGACCAAAGUGGGGGAGAAAGCGAGGCCCAGUAUAAAACAAACUUUAUUUAGUCAAGGACGAGAAUGUCAGGAUGGACAAAGAAACCUGGAGAUAUCUAUCUGUUAAGAGGAUAUCAACAGUCUACUUCGCAAAAUGAUAAAAAACAAGAGGAUGGGAUAACAUCUGAAAUUAGACCAUCUUUGGAGGAUUCUAAUGCUACGAUACAAUUUACCAAUAAUCCUUACAUGCAACAACCACCGUAUAAUCCAUUUUACAAAUCGAACGAGAAAGUCAUUGACGAAAUAAAACUUAUUGAGGAAGAUGUUACAAAAAGAAUUAAACGAAAUACAAAGUGCACACUAGGUAAUUGCAUAACGUGUUGUAUCUUCUUUAUUAUUGCAAUUAUCAUCAUAUUGGUCUUUCUUUUAUAUUUUGUCACAAAAAAUCCAAAAAUUGCGCAAAUUUUAUGUAACCUAGCAAAUAAGACUAACAGUUUGCAAGAAAAUUAAGAGAAAUUUUGACGCAAACAAUAUCUAAUCUAAAUAUUACUAAAAAAUUAAUCAACUAUAUCAACGAACCUAGGAUUUGAUUAUCAAAUGAAUAUAUCAAAUAGAAUAUAAUUAUUUGAAAAUA
Molecule: messenger RNA, 995 nt
Organism: Apis mellifera (honey bee)
Lineage: Eukaryota; Metazoa; Arthropoda; Insecta; Hymenoptera; Apidae
Exons: 4
Coding region: 446-871 (141 amino acids)
Source: RefSeq, a predicted model, not a curated record